GGCCGAGCCCGAGCCCCGCGGCAGCAGCAGCAGCAGCAGCAGCGAGAGGAGGAGGCGGCGGAGGCCGGCGCGGGACGGAGGAGCGGCGGGCGGCCAGAACAAGUGAGGUUUCAGCGGAUGACGUGGAUUCCUCACCUGGGAAGAAAACAGCUUUGAAAGAGCCACAGCGACGGCCCAAAAAUUUCAGAAGUGCAGCAUGGCCAGAGGCUGCUUGUGUUGCUUGAAGUACAUGAUGUUCCUUUUCAAUUUAAUGUUCUGGCUGUGCGGCUGCGGCCUCCUUGGCGUAGGAAUAUGGCUGUCGGUGUCACAAGGAAACUUUGCCACGUUUUCUCCCAGCUUCCCGUCGCUGUCAGCUGCCAACCUGGUCAUUGCUCUCGGUGCUAUCGUCAUGGUGACUGGCUUCUUGGGCUGCUUAGGUGCUAUCAAGGAAAACAAGUGCCUCCUCCUCAGCUUCUUCAUUGUUCUGCUGAUCAUCCUCCUUGCGGAGCUCAUCUUGCUCAUCUUGUUCUUCGUUUACAUGGACAAGGUCAGUGAAAAUGCAAAGGAAGAUUUGAAAGAAGGGCUCAAACUUUAUAACACAGAAAAUAAUGUUGGACUGAAGAAUGCUUGGAAUAUCAUUCAGGCAGAGAUGCACUGCUGUGGUGUCACCAGCUACACAGACUGGUACCCAGUGCUGGGCGACAACACUGUCCCCGACAGGUGCUGCAUGGAAAACUCCCAGGACUGCGGACGGAAUUCUACCAACACCAACUUAGUGUGGAAAAUGGGGUGUUUUGAAAAAGUUCAGAUGUGGUUUGAUGAUAAUAAGCACAUUUUUGGGACUGUUGGGAUGUGUGUCCUCAUCAUGCAGAUACUUGGCAUGGCCUUUUCCAUGGUUCUCUUCCAGCAGAUUCAUAGAACUGGUAAAAAAUACGAUGCCUAAAACAUCAUAUUCUUAACUGCAGCCCCACUUCUCUCCUGCCAUUAAAAGUAAAGGGUGAACAAGAGAACCGAGCGCUGCCCUGUUUGAGGCCUCCACCCCCCCAAUCCGCCCAGGGCAGGGGGCUGAAAGGCCUGAGCACAACGUGGGACUGGAUUGACUGGCUUCUUUCUUUUUAUUCACUAUUUUUUGCCAAAGAAGAAGGGAAACUUAUCAGAAGCAAAUCAGUUUUCUACACUAAUUCAAAGGUCUGUGGCUGAAACUUUAACUACACUUAAGGAACACCCUUGACCAUACUAAUCUCGUGAAGACUUGUGAAGGUAACGCCACUGGUAACGCCACUGACGUGCGCUUCGCUUCCUCAGAGAACCCUCCUAAAGUCUUCUCGCAGGGCAAUAAACUGCUUGUGCCCAAGAAGACAUCCCCCCAGCCCAGGGAGAGACUUGGGGAAGCCGCUCACCUCCUGGGAGGCAGACUGUUUUGUACCUUACUGUGUAUACUAGGAUUUAGUAACCUGAUUUAUAACUUUUUACUGGGUU
Messenger RNA from Heteronotia binoei (common prickly gecko), 1458 nucleotides. RefSeq names its product tetraspanin 9 (gene TSPAN9). Lineage: Eukaryota; Metazoa; Chordata; Lepidosauria; Squamata; Gekkonidae. Bases 197 to 922 code for a protein of 241 amino acids. Gene Ontology annotation, cellular component: membrane. The record is from RefSeq and is a predicted model, not a curated record. The transcript is spliced from 9 exons.